Nanorana parkeri is the source of this 1474-nucleotide messenger RNA. It is a transcript of the gene COQ6, whose product is annotated as coenzyme Q6, monooxygenase. NCBI's taxonomy places the organism in Eukaryota, Metazoa, Chordata, Amphibia, Anura, Dicroglossidae. Gene Ontology annotation, biological process: ubiquinone biosynthetic process. Gene Ontology annotation, cellular component: mitochondrion. The record is from RefSeq and is a predicted model, not a curated record. Gene Ontology annotation, molecular function: 2-octaprenyl-6-methoxyphenol hydroxylase activity; FAD binding; oxidoreductase activity, acting on paired donors, with incorporation or reduction of molecular oxygen, NAD(P)H as one donor, and incorporation of one atom of oxygen.
UAGUAAUGUGGCGCAGUGACGUCGCCAGGCAGCGACUGGAACGGAUGACAGAGGUGACACCGGGGUGACCACCAUGCUUUUCCCUGUUUGCCGACUUGCCCUUCCCCCGCUCCGGGGUCUGCACAGUUCUCAUCGCGCUCUGAAUUCCUCGGUUCUGUAUGACGCUGUGAUUUCUGGAGGAGGAAUGGUGGGAAGUGCCAUGGCCUGCGCUCUGGGUUCUCACCCUCAUCUGCACCAAAAAAAGAUUCUUCUGCUGGAGGCGGGGCACAGGAAAGUGUAUGCUGACCCCUUACCGGAGCAGUUCAGCAACAGAGUCAGCUCCAUUACCCCCGGCUCAGCCACCCUCCUGGCCAGCUUUGGGGUCUGGGAUCACAUCUGUGCCAUGAGGAUGAGGCCAUACAAGAGAAUGCAGGUUUGGGACGCCUGUUCUGACGCUCUCAUCACAUUCGAUAAGGAAGGAUUGGAGGAUAUGGGAUACAUCAUUGAGAAUGACGUUAUCACAGCCGCGCUGACGAAACAGCUGGACGCCAUGUCAGACCGCAUUGAGGUCCUCUACCGGAGUCGGGCUGUGAACUACACCUGGCCAGCUCCUUAUCAUGACGAGAAGGGAUGCAACUGGGUGCAGAUACAGCUGGUUACAUCCUUCUAGAUUGGAGCAGAUGGACAGAACUCUAUGGUCCGCAGCACGGCCGGGAUGAAAACAGUUCAGUGGAGCUACAACCAUCUUGCUGUUGUUGCUACUUUGCAGUUGUCUGAGCCCACCGACAACAAUGUAGCCUGGCAGAGGUUCCUUCCCACCGGCCCCAUUGCUCUACUUCCUCUUUCAGAUACCUGCAGUUCCUUAGUGUGGUCCACGUCUCCUGAACAUGCGGCUGAACUCCUUAAGAUGGAUGAUGAAACCUUUGUAGAUGCUGUCAACUCAGCUUUUUGGAGCAGCGAGCACCACUCAGAAUUCAUCUCCUCUGCCAGCUCAGUGCUCAGCUCAGCUGUAUCGCUCCUCAUGCCGAGCGGAACCUCUGCACGUCAGCUUCCUCCCAGCGUCUCUGGUGUCGGCGAGAAGAGUAGAGCUGCUUUCCCUCUGGGAUUGAGUCACUCCCCUGAAUAUGUGCGCCAGCGGGUGGCUUUAAUCGGUGACGCCGCGCACAGGGUGCACCCCCUGGCAGGACAGGGAGUAAAUAUGGGCUUUGCUGAUGUGGCCAGUCUACUCAAUCAUCUGAGCAGCGCUGCAUUUGAUGGACGAGAUUUAGGAUCAACCAGACAUCUCCUGGCCUAUGAGACCGAGCGGCAGCGGCAGAACCUCCCUCUAAUGGCCGGCAUUGACUUGCUGAAAAGAUUGUACAACACUAAGCAGCCUCCAGUUGUGCUUUUGCGCACUCUUGGCCUCCAAGCUACGAACGCCAUGAUGCCACUGAAGGAACAGAUACUGGCGUUCUUUUUAGAGGAGCCGCGUCAUUAUAACCCUCCCCCCCUAUAG